GACAGUAAAUAUUGUAUCAGAACCCUAUGCAAGCAAAUUCAUACUAUGGCUAUCUGUCAAUGCUGGCGUUUGGUCAAUGUAACGGAGCUAUUUUAACUACGAAUUUGAGAUUAUUUCUGAUGUACAUACGUUAUUGAAUAUUUGCGUCGUAUAUUACGAUUUCACCUUGGAUUUUACUUUGUUACUCGUCUGCAUCAACACAGGUCGAGAUUUUUGAGACCGUGAUAAUUGAUCAUAAAGAUGGGCGACAUUAAAUAUUAUGGAAAAAGAAGAAGUAUUGUAAGAAGAAUUGGGUCUUUUUUACCAUUGAAGCCUCCACCAAAAAUAUAUGUCAGUGUGACACCAUUACAUUUGAUGACAAAUUCAAUGGUUAAUGAGGAAACUAGUAGCAAUUAUGUUGAUACAAAUGGAUAUCCUAUAAGGUCAGAUCUGUUGGAGCCAAUUAGUUUUGGAUCGGAAGUACGAUUGCUAGCGUUAGAGCAAGAAUUACAAGAGCUUAGGGAACAAAUUUCAACAAUUGUGAAAAAUAAUAAAUUGUCUAAAUAUGCAUCUGUAGCGUCUUUGCCUAAUGGAGAAGAUAAUCUAAAAUCUUUGGUGCCACCACCACCUCCACCUCCGCCACCACUUCCACUUUCAUUUUUACCACCUACAACACCCCAUAUUGCGAGAAGGGCUAGUUUGCAAGAUCACAAAAUUGAAGAUCGCAAGAAAAUUCUGUUGAGUGUAGAGAGAUCGACAGGUGAUAUGCUGAAGGAUAUCGAUAAUGUAAAAUUAAGACCAGUUGCAAGGUCUCCAGGCGGCCAUCCUAUACGGGUGAAACGUGAAAAUAGUCCAUGUAAUGAUUUACAAGAAAUUUUACGAAGGCGCUACAUUGUAAUGCAAUCUCCCGAUAGUAAGAAUUCAUCAGCUAAUUUAGCUAUGGACAAUUCAUUUUGAAUGGAUUUAAAACAAAUUGUCCAUAAUCAAGUAAGGUCCCACGGCCCGUGACUCGGCAUUGCUCACCAUGAUUUGGAAAGCCUCUACGCGCCGUGGGACCAGGAUGAUUCGUCGUUAUUGUUUGCAGUUCGUGGCUCGUGACAUGUCGAAGA
Cyphomyrmex costatus is the source of this 1088-nucleotide messenger RNA. Its product is annotated as mitochondrial fission regulator 2. Gene Ontology annotation, biological process: mitochondrial fission; aerobic respiration. The transcript is spliced from 6 exons. The record is from RefSeq and is a predicted model, not a curated record. Lineage: Eukaryota; Metazoa; Arthropoda; Insecta; Hymenoptera; Formicidae. Bases 241 to 936 code for a protein of 231 amino acids. Gene Ontology annotation, cellular component: mitochondrion.